Molecule: messenger RNA, 2364 nt
Organism: Synchiropus splendidus (mandarinfish)
Lineage: Eukaryota; Metazoa; Chordata; Actinopteri; Syngnathiformes; Callionymidae
Gene: plk1
Product: polo-like kinase 1 (Drosophila)
Exons: 11
Coding region: 304-2043 (579 amino acids)
Biological process (GO): regulation of cytokinesis; mitotic cell cycle; protein phosphorylation
Cellular component (GO): spindle pole; nucleus; centrosome
Molecular function (GO): protein serine/threonine kinase activity; ATP binding; protein binding
Source: RefSeq, a predicted model, not a curated record
UACUAGUCCAUUCUGUUGUCAAAAGGGAGCAUCAGGCACCGCUGCGAGGACCUUCUGAUGAGCUUUGUGAAGGCUUUCUCAGGUUGUUCUAAUCUACUGACCACCUUUUCAAAUGUAUCUGCUUUAGAAUUAAUACGUUAAUUGUUUUCUUUUGGUUUAGUUCCGCGAUUCUGUUUUAAUUGGACAGAGCGGUUGGUUGUUCGUUAGUCUGACUCGGGAGGCCGUGAGCACACGCUUGUUCUGGUUUUCUUUGUGGCUUUUUAUUAUUUUUUUCCAUUGAGUUGUCGAGUCGUCUGUCACAAAAUGAGCGCUGGGACGGCGAAACCGGCGUCGAGUCACGUCGACCCGAAGUCUGCACCGUUGAAAGAAAUCCCCGAGGUUCUGUACGACUCCCGAACCAAGAGACGGUACACCAGGGGUCGGUUUCUCGGGAAGGGCGGUUUUGCCAAGUGCUAUGAAAUCACCGACGUGGAGACGAAACAACUCUUCGCCGGAAAAAUCGUACCGAAGUCGCUGAUCCUGAAGCAACACCAGCGGGAGAAGAUGACAUCCGAGCUGGCCAUUCACAAAAGUCUUGACCACCCCAACAUCGUCGGCUUUCAUGGCUUCUUCGAAGACGACGACUUCGUGUUUGUGGUUCUGGAGAUCUGCAGGAGAAGGUCACUGCUGGAGCUGCACAAGCGUCGCAAGGCUGUGACAGAACCAGAGGCCCGCUACUAUAUGAUGCAGCUGCUCAAGGGCGUCCAGUACCUCCACAACAACAGAGUCAUCCACAGGGAUCUGAAGCUGGGCAACGUCUUCCUGAACGAUGACAUGGACGUGAAGAUCGGGGACUUCGGCUUGGCCACGAAGAUAGAGUUUGAUGGCGAAAGGAAGAAGACUCUGUGUGGAACCCCCAACUACAUAGCACCUGAGGUCCUGUGCAAGAAGGGUCACAGCUACGAGGUGGACGUCUGGUCGCUGGGGUGCAUCCUGUACACGCUCUUGGUCGGGAAGCCGCCUUUUGAAACAAACUGCCUGAAGGAGACCUACAACCGCAUUAAGAAAAACAGCUACACUGUGCCAUGGCACGUCAACUCGACGGCAACCUCUCUGAUCAAGCGCAUGCUGCACGCCGACCCCACCCAGCGGCCGACCAUCUCGCAGCUACUGACAGACGACUUCUUCACCGCCGGCUACAUCCCCUCUCGCCUCCCCACCACCUGUCUCACCGUGCCGCCCCGCUUCUCCAUCGCCCCGUCGACGGCCGCUGAGCUCGGCCAGAGACGCCCGCUGACUGCCAUCAACAACAAGGAAACAGAGAAGGUGGAGUGUAAAGACGAACCUGCACAAAGGGACGCUGAGCCCUUCGACUGUCACCUGAAGGACCUCCUGCAGCAGCUCAACAGUCUGAUCACAGCCAGGCCGUCAGAAAAGGCAGUGAUACGUCAAGAGGAAGCCGAGGAUCCUGCCAGCAUUCCCAUUUUCUGGAUCAGCAAGUGGGUCGACUACUCAGACAAGUAUGGAUUAGGCUACCAGCUGUGCGACAACAGUGUCGGCGUGCUCUUCAAUGACUACACGCGACUCAUUAUGUACGCUGAUGGAGACAGCCUGCAGUACAUCGAUAAGACCUCAGCAGAGUCUUACCUCAGCGUCGCCUCCUACCCGCCAGCGCUGAACAAGAAGAUCACUCUUCUGAAGUAUUUCCGGAACUACAUGAGCGAGCACCUGCUGAAGGCCGGCGCCAACAUGGCGCAGCGUGAAGGCGACGAGCUGGCGCGGCUGCCCUACCUCUUCCUCUGGUUCCGGACCAAGAGCGCCAUCGUGCUGCACCUCACCAACGGCACCGUUCAGAUCAACUUCUUCCAGGACCACACCAAGCUCAUCCUGUGCCCGCUCCUGUCCGCCAUCACAUACAUCGACGAGAAGCGAGACUUCCGCACCUACAAGAUGUCGCAGCUGGAGGAGUUCGGCUGCAGCAAAGAGCUGAACAGUCGCAUCCGCUAUGCUAAACUGAUGGUGGAGAAGCUGCUGCACUGCAAGCACUCUGGCACGGCACACUGAGGCCCUCACUCCCUUGUCCCCCGGUUCCACUUUUAAAUCCUAUAUUUUAUUGCGGAGAGUUGUUCAUCCGAGGCAGUUGCUACAUUGUGGUUAAUAAAAUCAGUCGGAUCAGACAAGUUUUUAAUGUGAUCCUCUUUCCUCCAUCUAAAUGUUCCUGUUUGUCUCCUGAGUUUUAUGUGUGGUGAACUGGUGGUGACAUCAUGUUCGUUCUUCCUGUUUUUAACCUUUUAUGAACUUUCCCUUUUCUGAUGUACAAACUUGUACAAUGUGCUGAAUAUAUGUCGCAAAAAUGGUUAAAUUGUAAACCAAUUUAAAUAAAGA